Messenger RNA from Pseudogymnoascus destructans, 1171 nucleotides. RefSeq lists its product as uncharacterized. The transcript is spliced from 2 exons. The coding region runs from base 274 to 1098 and encodes 274 amino acids. Lineage: Eukaryota; Fungi; Ascomycota; Leotiomycetes; Thelebolales; Thelebolaceae. The record is from RefSeq and is a predicted model, not a curated record.
GCCACUAUUGUCGAGGCGGAGAUGUUUCAGAGAGGCCAGCUGGAAUGAUGGGGUGAGACGGCGUCGAAUUGAGUUUAAGCAUUGCAGAGUGGCUAACGGUAAGGCAUUUCAACUCCACCGUUGCGACUUUCGUCUUCAGGAAGGUCUCGCUGCAUUUACUCAUCGCCGAAUGACACAUCCAUCAACCAUCAACACCACCACUUUAAAAAAAACCACAGCCGUGUAUUCCAUUCCAAAAAAACCCAAUCUACUCUCUCCUCGCCAUCAAAAACAAUGUCUCCCACGCUCCCAUCCUCCUCUGUCCUCAAGGACUUCUCCCUCAUCACCGCCCCCACCCCCCUUGCCGGCGGCCAAGGACAAUCCUUCCUCUGCGGCACCACAGUCCUCAAACACAUCCCCCCCACCCCCACCGAAGAAGCAGAAUGGACAUCCCACACCCUCUCCCUCCUUCCCCCUUCCGCUUACUUUACCAUCCCCACUCCCAUCCUUGCCUCAACCGGCUCUUACGUCUAUGAGAACUGGACCGCGACACAGUUCUGUCCCGGCACAGACCACCCUGUCGGACAUUGGGAAGUGCUGUUUUCAGCAGCGCGGCACUUCCAUGCCUCUCUCGCGGGGAUCCCAGAGCCUGAGUUUCUUAAACGCACGCAUCCCUGGGCAAGGGCUGAUCGUAUCGCAUGGGGCGAGGAGUCCGUCGCUGUGGUCCCUGCUCUGGCGCCGUUGUAUGAGCAACUCUUGUCUUUACGCAAGGAAGUGGGCGUAGUGAUAGCGCAGCUCGUGCAUGGGGAUUUAAGUGGGAAUAUACUGCUUUCGGAUUCCCAGCCACCCGUGAUUAUUGAUUUCUCCCCCUUCUUCCGCUGCGUGGAUUACGCCGUCGCGAUCGCUGUUGUGGACGGGAUUGCGGAUUUUGGCGAGGGAGAUGAGGUGCUGAGGGCCUCUGGACUGGUCUGGUAUGGGGAUAGAUUGGGAAGACAUGCGGUCCAAAUGUUGGUUAGGGCCUUGCUGUUUAGGGUCGUGGCAGGAGUGAGCUUGUGGGUGCUAUGUGAGAGAUGGUGCAGGUGGAGAGGCGGCGAGCCCAGGAGGGGAUGGCGGAGUUGAGGGCGGGGAUGUCGGCGGUGGAGCCGAUGCCGAGGGGGAUCACGAGUCCGACCUGGGGUUGUGUUUAUUUGGG